Molecule: messenger RNA, 689 nt
Organism: Psylliodes chrysocephalus
Lineage: Eukaryota; Metazoa; Arthropoda; Insecta; Coleoptera; Chrysomelidae
Source: the annotation of a GenBank genome assembly
AUCUCUGAAAGAGAGAGCUGUAAAGGUACAAAAUUAAAAUGGCGAAUUUAUUAAUAAUUUCGUUAGUGUUGAGUGUUUUUGUAGCUACUGCGUUGUCCGAGCCAUUAGUGUGUUUUGAUUGUGAUCCAUUGAACGAUGGAGUAGAACAAUGUAAAUAUCCAGUGACAUAUAACGCACGUAAUCCUUUUUGUAACCCAAAGGAAAAUCAUACACCAUUAUGUUUAUCGGCGUAUAUCCAACACAAAAAUGAAUCAUUAACUGGAACCUACAGGGGCUGCGUAUACAAACCUUUAGAAGUAGGAGAUGUAUGUGAUUGGUUGAGAGAAACAAAUACCAACAGGACAUACAAAUCCUGCCAUCCAUGUAACGAAACAAGAUGCAACACAGUAUUAUUAUACGCAGAUGGAACAAGUGAUGCAGGGUCCGUUUAUAAUAUGUAUUUCUUGAUGAUUAUAAAUCUCGUAAUAGUUAUGAUUUUUGGUAAUUUAAAUAACUAAAAUUGCAUUGUAUAGGUUUGUUCCAACAGAUCUUCCAAACUAGAUAAAAAGUUACCAAGCAUAGGACUACAUGCACAGAUUUAAAAUGUACUUGACUGAGCAUGCGUGAAACGUUUAAAACUUGUUGCUGGAACAAACCUUCAAGUAUACUUUAUAGAAAUGAGGAACUCUUCAGGUAGUUAUAUUAAAUGG